GGCGGGGAGCGGGGAGGCCGGGGCCCCGCCGGCUGGCCGUGCCGGGGUCCCGGGGAGAAGGCGGCGCGCGGCCGGAGGAGGCGAGAAGCCUUGAAGUCGUGCCUGCGCGCCUGGGGCCUCCGCGUCGCCCGAGCUCGCCGUGCCAGGGUCGCUCCACCUGAAGCUCCCCAAGCACACUCGGGACGCGAGCGGGGCUGGGACACCUUCCGAGGGGCCUGGGGGCAGGGCCGCCUCCGCCGGGGGCGCAUCCACGGGGACAGCGUCCUCCCGGUGACACGUGUCCGUGAGUCCUGAAGUCCCGCCGCAGGGAGGAAGCGCACAGGCGCUCGCUCCUGCCCUGCAGGAUCGUCCUUUCACUGCCCAAUAGAACAAACGUCGGUGAGCACAGAGCCCUCGGACUUGCACCGACUUGGCCCGGUUACGUUUUCAUUUUGCAUAGACAGCGGGGGUGUACAGCGGUUACCCUAAAAUCCCGGUGUGAUUCCGGAAGUAACUCACCGCCCUUAACAAGAAAUCUCAGUGCACCCAGCAAAGAAAAGGAGACCAGACAACUUGCUGUUGAUAGCAAGAAAACAUUCUUUUCAGAGCAUCUCCUGGUAUCAUCGGAAAUGUCUUCCUUAAGUGGGAAAGUCCAAACUGUUUUGGGCCUCAUAGAGCCAAGCAAACUGGGCCGUACUCUGACCCAUGAACAUUUGACGAUGACCUUUGACUGCUCUUACUACCCACCUCCUCCAUGUUAUGAAGCUAUCUCCAAGGAACCUAUUAUGAUGAAAAAUUUAUUUUGGAUUCAAAAAAACCCUUAUUCCCAUAAAGAGAAUCUUCAGCUGAAUCAGGAGACGGAAGCCGUUAGGGAAGAACUGUUGAAUUUCAAAGCCAAAGGUGGAGGGGCUCUGGUAGAGAACACGACUGUUGGGAUUAGCCGAGACGUGAAGACUCUAAAGUGGUUUGCGGAGGAGACUGGUGUCCAUAUUAUAUCUGGAGCUGGGUUUUAUGUGGAUGCAACUCACUCUCCAGAGACCAGAGCCAUGUCAGUGGAGCAGCUUACUGAUGUCCUCACUAAUGAAAUUCUCCAUGGAGCUGAUGGAACUACUAUCAAGUGUGGUGUCAUUGGAGAAAUUGGUUGCUCCUGGCCUCUAACUGAGAGUGAGAAGAAGAUUCUUCAAGCAACAGCUCAUGCCCAGGCUCAGCUGGGCUGUCCUGUUAUUAUUCAUCCUGGAAGGCAUCCAAGUGCACCGUUUCAGAUUAUCCGCGUGUUGCAAGAAGCAGGCGUAGACAUCUCCAAAACAGUUAUGUCCCACAUUGAUAGGACUAUCCUUGAUAAAAAGGAACUACUAGAAUUUGCUCAACUUGGCUGUUACUUGGAAUAUGAUCUCUUUGGGACUGCACUCCUUCAUUACCAAUUCAACCCGGAUAUCGACAUGCCCGAUGAUAAUAAAAGAAUUAGAAGAGUGCGUCUCCUGGUGGAUGAGGGCUAUGAAGAUCGAAUUCUGAUGGCGCAUGACAUACAUACGAAGCACCGGCUAAUGAAAUACGGAGGUCAUGGCUAUUCUCAUAUACUUACCAACAUUGUUCCUAAAAUGUUGCUUAGAGGUAUCACCGAGAAUGCACUUGAUAAGAUACUCAUAGAAAACCCUAAGCAAUGGCUAACUUUCAAAUAGGAUGGUUGUUUAUGAAUUCACACCUUGAGUAUAAAGCUUGCGGAGGACAUUUCUCAGUGAUUUCAAACCCACUGUGAGAUAUUAAUCAGAGCUCUGUAGGACUAAUGACGGGUCAUUUCGUCUUUAGGAGAAUCAGAAGAGUUUUGCAUUCUCAGAAACCAGUUAUGACCUCUGUGCCUUUAGGAAGCUACUGACUUAAUUGGGCCUAUUGUUUUGCCUUCACAAAAUAAACACAGAAAUACCAAUUUCCAGUGAUUUACAGUCUGUAUCCUCUUAGUGGAGUCUCGUUUUGUUUUCUUAAUCUAUCAGCUGCACUACUUGAGAAAAUUUAAAGUGUUUCUAGUCAAAUUACCCCCUUCUGGAGCAAUCUAAUGUUUCUUGUAAUAUUGAUGAUCGUACUAAUUAUCCUGCUGUUCUUUAAUUAAUGCUUAAUGAAUAAUAUGGCACUUUAAAAUAGCUUCGGUAGCAAGGGAAGUUAAAUUUUGCAGCUUUUUUUUUUCCAUAGGAUACUGUAAUACAAUUACCAAUUCACAAUGGUAAAAAUAUUGUGUAAGCUUAAUUAUAUGCCAUCUCUCUUAUCUGUAUUUACUGAUAAUAAAUCAGUUUGGUUGCCUUUGGCUUGCUGGUAUCCAUUUUUGCUGUAAAACUAUGUUGCUUUAAAAAAUUUGUAGAAGGGAGCAUGAACACAUAAUGCUCAAUUAUAAAAAUUCAAUCAUAAAAGUCAAAAUAUAUUACAUAAUAUAGUUUAAUGAAUCAUUACAUUGAUAAUAACAAAGGCCACAGUUUAAUUAAUAAUAUAUAAUGCAAAAAAAAAAAGAGAAAUGUUAGCCUUAUAUAUAUUCCCUUUAUUUCCUUUACCUUUUAUUUGUUUUUCCUUGGGCCUAAACAGAGAAAAUAAUGCUUAGUUAUCUGAAGAAAAGGUCAGAUCCAUUAGAAAUGACAUUCUGAUUCUAGAGCCUAUUCUUGAAAAGGUACCCAGCCCUGAUGUUUUGUGUAAAUAAAGCCUUUUUAAAACUCACAGAAGAUGUGCACUGCUGUUUUAUAAAUUAAUCUUUUGGUUGAUUCCUCAUUAUGCUGUUUGUUACCCCCCCCCACCACCACCAAGAAAAAUCCCCAAACUCUUUCUACCAAUCCCUCUUUGAUAAAUAUAUAUUGUUAAACAGAAAUAAAUCCAUUGCAACUCCUUUAUGAAUCUGCUAACAUAUCAGAAAAAGCCAAACAGAAUUAGUCAUUAUUCUUGAUGAACGGGCUAAGUGUUUUUAAUCAUAAAAAUCAUGACAGUUACUCAGACCAAGGCAUUUAAACCAAGCCAACAGCACCUUCAGAUGGGAACAUGCGUAACUCUUUUGGAAAGUUGAGGUUUUCUAAAUACAAGAUAUUUCUGUGGAUCAAAGAUGAUCAAGCUUUCUGUGUAUUAGAACAGAAAGUACCCAAGAGGAAUGAGCCAGAACAAACUAAUUCCUUUAAAUGAAAAAAUGCAAAUGUCCUUCACCAGUAAAACAAGCAGAUUUUUACAUCCCUGUUUUUCAAAUCUACGCGUCCACAGAGUCUUCAAAGGCAACGGAGAGGGGAACAGAUUUUUCAUUGUAAUAGUGGAAGUUGUCUGAUAGGGUAUAUCAACAUGCAUUUUUAAUCUUUUUCUUAGGUUAAAGAGAUGGCUUUGGCAGUGUGUUUUAACCAGAGAGAAAUGAUUUGCACUACUCUCGGAAUCUACUCUACUGUCCGCUUUAAUCCACCUGAGAAAAAAGAAAAGGAAUUGAUAAUUCAAACGCAUAUGAUUCAUAAAUGUUGCAAAAGAGAGCCACUUUGUUUCUGCAGUCCUAAUAUUAACAGUCUGCCACAGAAUGCAGUGGAAGUAUUGAUUGGCAUAUGGUAAUAAAGAAACCAUAGGCUUAAUUUAUAGACAUGUGAUGUAUAGGGCAUUUUAACCAAAUGAAAUUUAAUUUUCUGGGUAACUCUUACAAGAGAAGUCAUUUAAAUUAUUUUGCUAUUCCAUAUACUUUUGUAAUCCAAAAUAUAUUUCGAUCCAAAAUAAGUCAAAUAAUUUAUGUGUGUUUGUGUGUAUAUAUACACAUAUUUUUUAAAUUAAAUUUCUGAGGCUAUACAGCCACUGUGCCUAUGGUCUGAAGCCAUUAUAUAUAUGUAUAUAUAUAUAUACACAUAUAUAUGUGUGUAUAUAUAUAUAAUAUUUGAUCUAACGUGUGUGUAUGUGUGUGUUUUUAUGUGUACACACGCAAAUACAUGUAUAUGUAGCACGUAUUUGUAUAAAAUAUAUACACUUUGUUGUCUUAUUGGUUACAUGUGAAAUCGUUCAUUUUGAAAUAACCUCGGGCCACGACUUGUAGUAACUAUUCGAAGGCCUUAACUUAGGGUCCCCUUGGUGACUCAUGCAGUAGCUCAAAUUAAACCAUUGUGCAUUGGGUUAUGAAUAAUCUUUUGUUCCAAAGAAGCCGAAAGCCUCAGUCUGAUUUAACACCAAAGAAUAAAUGUCUCUGACUUUCUAAGUAAAUCUAAACGCAUUCUAUUGACAAAAUGGACACACAGGGGAAUUUCUAAAUACCAUACAUAAUUACACAUUUUCACACUUAGAAGGUAAUCCUAUGAUACAAUUUCGAUCUCUAUAUUUAAAGACUAUCACCAGAAAAGAGAGAAAAGAAAAUUUGUAAGAAAAAGAAAAUGUGAAAAUGAUCACAGGCUUGGGAAUUCCCUCAAAUCCAGAAGAUUCCAGGUUAAGGCUUGAAGUUGAAUCAUUCCCAGGACUAGCUCUAAAGUUAACAAAAGUACAAGGCAAACAAUUUCUUUGGGGACAAGCAGCAUUAUUUCAAUCAGACCUUCUCCUGCAGGGUAAACUCAUUCUCCCCACACUAUGAAUGGACUCCAAGUAUCAUAAUAAGCAGGUAAACUCACAAGAACCGAAGCUGACAUAUGGAUAAAAGCUGCAAGAUCACAGUACACCAAAGUAUCAUAUAUAUUGGAGAAAUAAUUCAGUGUCUUAGAUUUUUCUAUAAAAAUUUGUGAUCUAUAUAGGACUUCAUUCACAUGGACACUAACGAUAAGGAGUAUUUGCUUUGGCGGUAGUGGAUAACACAUCUGCUUAUCUUGCUUUUAAUAUUUUUUUUUACAUGAUGUUUCUGAGUGUACAGAUGUGAGUCAGGUAGCAUUUGCAUUGCCCACAUAUACACAACUGAGGUGCCCCGCAACCGGCAUCCCCCGGGGAUCCUUGAUUCACGGACGUUAGCCAAACGAAUCCAGUGUCCAAAC
Nyctereutes procyonoides (raccoon dog) is the source of this 4919-nucleotide messenger RNA. It is a transcript of the gene PTER, whose product is annotated as phosphotriesterase related. The record is from RefSeq and is a predicted model, not a curated record. Bases 609 to 1658 code for a protein of 349 amino acids. The transcript has 6 exons. Gene Ontology annotation, biological process: catabolic process. Gene Ontology annotation, molecular function: hydrolase activity, acting on ester bonds; zinc ion binding. NCBI's taxonomy places the organism in Eukaryota, Metazoa, Chordata, Mammalia, Carnivora, Canidae.